AUGACGGACCAGGGGGCGCAAGUAAAUCGGAAAAGGACCUUUAGGACCUUCAAGUUCCGUGGCUAUGAGCUAGAAAAAUUGCUUGAAAUGCCUAUGGAAAAUUUCAUUUCACUGCUUAGGUCUAGGCAAAGAAGGCGAUUCUCAAGAGGCAUCAAAAAGCAAACCCUCACGCUACUGAAAAAGCUGCGUGCAGCCAAGAAGGAUCUCGCUUACGGAGAAAAACCGGAGCCCGUAAAGACCCACUUGAGGGACACCAUAAUAGUCCCGGAGAUGAUCGGAUCUAUAGUUGGGGUGUACAAUGGCAAACAGUACAUCAAUGUAGAAAUUAAGCCGGAAAUGGUGGGAUAUUACGUGGGAGAGUUCUCCAUCACGUACAAGCCCGUUAUGCACGGAAAGCCGGGUAUAGGAGCAACACACUCUUCUAGAUUCAUCCCACUUAAGUGA
This is a messenger RNA of Babesia ovata, 444 nucleotides long. Its product is annotated as 40S ribosomal protein. Gene Ontology annotation, cellular component: cytosolic small ribosomal subunit; ribosome. The record is from RefSeq and is a predicted model, not a curated record. Gene Ontology annotation, biological process: translation; ribosomal small subunit assembly. The coding region runs from base 1 to 444 and encodes 147 amino acids. Lineage: Eukaryota; Apicomplexa; Aconoidasida; Piroplasmida; Babesiidae. Gene Ontology annotation, molecular function: structural constituent of ribosome. The transcript is spliced from 3 exons.